AUGGCUAGCCAAAUUUGCAAGCUUGAUCAGGUGUUGCGUCGAGCCUUUGCUCGUUGCAAGACAACUCUCAUUAUGGGGCCUCCUGGUGGUGGCAAAGGGACAAUCAGCAAAAAGCUGAUCAAGGAUUUCCACUUCCAUCACGUAUCAGCGGGCGAUUUGCUACGGCAUCAGGUGCGCGUGGGAACACCUCACGGCAUCCAGGCUAGAACGUACAUGGAAUCUGGCACGCUUGUGCCGGAUGACCUCGUGCUUGAGAUGUUUAUGAACGAGGUCUCAAAACUCACCUCUUCUCGUGUGCUCCUGGACGGCUUUCCUAGAACCAGCGUGCAGGCGACGGCCCUCGACAAGGAAUGCCACGUGGACAUUGCCAUCAACUUGAGCCUUCCCAAUGAGGAAAUUGUGAGAAGAAUCAGCAGCCGCUGGAUUCACUCCCCAUCAGGUCGUACUUAUGCAUAUGACUACAACCCGCCCAAGGUUGAAGGACAAGAUGAUGUCACUGGUGAGCCACUGGUGCAGCGAGAUGACGACAAGCCAGAAGCUGUUCGAGCUAGACUGCAGGAGUAUGACAAGCAGACGCGCCCGUUGCUAGACUUUUACAAGGCAAAGGGCUGCCUACAUGAAUUUGAUGGAACUGGCUUUCCCGACCUUGUGGCGAAGGAUAGACGAUCAGAUGCAAUCUAUUUGUCGUUGAAGCCCUUCAUGGAAGCAAGCCUGGCCACGUGA
This is a messenger RNA of Durusdinium trenchii, 723 nucleotides long. The record is from the annotation of a GenBank genome assembly. Lineage: Eukaryota; Dinophyceae; Suessiales; Symbiodiniaceae.